AUGGUGACCAUGGAGAGCUUCUCGUUGUCUCUGGUGGCCGUGGGGUCGGCGGCCGCGCUGGUCUACCUGUGCGUGGCCGCGUGGGUGAGCUGGCCGCGCCGCGUCGGCGAGAUCUUCCGGCGGCAGGGGAUCGACGGGCCGCCGCCCUCGUCCUUCCUCAUGGGCAACCUCUCGGAGAUGCAGGCGCGGGUGCAGCAGCACGCCGUCGCGUCGGCGGCGGAGGACGGCGCCGGCGACCUCCACAAGGGCGACGGCUUCGACGACUACUGCAAGCGGAUCUUCCCCUACUUCGACAAGUGGAGGAAGGCGUACGGGGACACGUAUCUGUACUGGCUCCGGCAGCGGCCGGCGCUGUACGUGACGGACCCGGAGCUGAUCCGGGAGAUCGGCCGGUGUGUGUCGCUGGACAUGGGCAAGCCGACGUACCUGCAGAAGGGCCAGGAGCCCAUCUUCGGCGCCGGCGUCCUCAAGACCAACGGCGCCUGCUGGGCGCGCCAGCGCAAGGUCAUCGCGCCCGAGUUCUACAUGGCCAAGGUCAGGGGCAUGGUUGGGCUCAUGGUCGCCGCGGCGCAGCCGCUACUGCGUUCGUGGGAGGACUCCGUCGACGGUGCCAAGGGUGGCGUCGCGGCGGUGGACGUCGACGCCGACAUCCGGAGCUUCUCCUUCGACGUCAUCUCCCGGGCCUGUUUCGGAGACGACCACUCCAGGGGGAGGGAGAUCUUCCUCCGGCUCAGGGCGCUGUCCGGGUUCAUGUCCGAGCCCAGCGUCAUCUUCACCAUCCCGUCGCUGAGGUAUCUCCCGACGGCGAAGAACCGGAGGAUCUGGAGGCUCACGCAGGAGAUCCGAUCACUGAUCCUGGAGAUCGCGAGGGGGCGCCGGGCGGCCACGGGGGACUCGCCGGGGCCCGACUUCCUGGGGUCCAUCAUCGACAACAGCGGCGACCAGCCGCGGCCGGACGACUUCGUGGUGGACAACUGCAAGAACAUCUACUUCGCGGGGCACGAGACGACCGCGGUCACCGCCACCUGGUGCCUCAUGCUGCUCGCCGCCCAUCCGGAGUGGCAGGACCGCGCGCGCGCCGAGGUGCUCGACGUCUGCGGGGGCGCCACCGGCGCCGCGGACCCGGACUUCGACAUGAUCUCCAGGAUGAAGACGGUGGGCAUGGUUGUGCAGGAGACGCUGCGGCUGUUCCCGCCGUCGUCGUUCGUGGUGCGGGAGACGUUCGGCGACAUUCGGCUGGGCCAGCUGCUCGCGCCCAAGGGCACCUACCUCUUCGUGCCGGUAUCCACCAUGCACCACGACGCCGCUUCUUGGGGCCCGACGGUGCACCGGUUCGACCCGGACCGGUUCAAGAACGGGGUGGCGGCGGCGUGCAAGAACCCGCAGGCGGCGUUCAUGCCGUUCGGCCUCGGCGCGCGCACCUGCCUCGGCCAGAACCUCGCGAUCGUCGAGGUCAAGACGCUCCUCGCCGUCAUCCUCGCGCGGUUUGCCAUCGCGCUCUCGCCGGACUACAGGCACUCCCCGGCGUUCCGGCUAAUCAUCGAGCCGGAGUUCGGGCUGCGCCUCCACAUACGCCGUAUUGAUGUUUUAAAAUUGGAAGGGAGACAAUAG
Molecule: messenger RNA, 1611 nt
Organism: Triticum turgidum subsp. durum (durum wheat)
Lineage: Eukaryota; Viridiplantae; Streptophyta; Magnoliopsida; Poales; Poaceae
Source: the annotation of a GenBank genome assembly